AAGCAGCGCAGGACGUCGCCUCGGUCCCGCUUGUGGUCGCGCUCAGGUGCUUGUCCCCGCGCGCGAGGCGGAGGCCGGCGGCGUUUCUGGAUCGGAUCGAUCAGAGCCGGAGCACAAAGCCUCGCCUUCCGGAUCGGAGCGCCGCCCCUCGCAGCUGCGGCGUGAUCGAUCACCGACUCCGGGAUCCAGCCGGCACUCGCGCGUGCUCCUCAGACACCCCAUCGCUGAGGCGGAGAGCGCGGCGGACGGCUGCCCUCGCGAGUCCGCAGUCUCGGAUGUGAAGAGCGCGGAGUGGGCUGGGUCGGCUGGCGUCCACACGCGCGCGCGCUCACGGAGACACGACCGCCGGAGCGGAGGAGAGGACGGCCGGUCACCGCUCGAGACGAGCCUCCGGGGCGCGGGGAUUUGACUCAGACCUGAAGAGCCGAGGAGGGGAGACCGGAGGCGGACCUGCCGGCGGCACCAUGGCACCCGGAGCGCUCCUUCUUCUGCUGCUGCUGCUGUCGGCCGGCUCCGCCGCGGCCCAGCGGGUGGUGACGGUGCAGAGCGGGCCCCUGGUUCGCACCGAGGGCUCCCACGUGACCAUCUGGUGCAACGUGACGGGCUACAAGGAGGGCGUGGAGCAGGACUUCGAGUGGUCCAUGUACCUGCCGUCGGCGCCGGAGCGGGAGAUCCGCAUCGUCAGCACAGCAGAGCCCAACUACGCCUAUGCCGUGUACUCGCAGCGGGUCAACAGCAGAGAGAUUUACGUGGAGCGGCUGAGCAGCGACUCGUCUGUGCUGCACAUCACCAGGGUGCAGGCCAAAGACCAGGGCCUGUUCGAGUGCUACACUCCCAACACCGACGGCCGAUACCUGGGCUCCUACAGCGCACGCACCAACCUGACCGUUAUCGCCGACUCGCUGACGGUGACGGCUCCGGCGCAGACGCUGUCUAAAGUGGAGGGCGACACGCUGCAGCUGAACUGUGAAGUGGCGCGCGCCACCACGCAGCACACCCACCUGUCGGUGGGCUGGUACCUGCGGGCGCCCGAGGAUGCCGCCGCCCCGCCCCAGGAGCUGGUCACCUUGUCCCGAGACUUUGUCCUUCGCUCCGGUGGGCCGUACCGGCAGAGGAUGGCGGCCGGCGACCUCCGGCUGGACAAGACCAGCGCCACCUCCUACAGGCUGACCAUCCACAAGCUCCAGCCCGUGGACCAGGGCCUGCUGUACUGCCAGGCGGCCGAGUGGAUCCAGGACCCCGACGGGGCCUGGUUUGCCAUGACGCGCAAGCAAAGUGAAAAGACGCAGCUCCGAAUUCAGCCCACCGAUCGCGACUUCAGCAUCCAGGUGAGCACGGAGCGACGGUCCUUCACGGCCGGUGAGCCGCUGGAACUUCGCUGCACCAUCGACGCCCAGAACGUGCCUGAACGCUUCUUCUCGGUGUCGUGGGUCUUCAGCAGCUCACCGGUGGCCGUGGUGGGCCCAAGUGCCGUGCCGGUCCUGGGCCCGGACUACGUGGCCAGAGAGGCCGCCGGUCACAUGACCGUGCGCAAAGAGAGCGUCAACGUGUACCUGCUGAAGCUGCAGCGGCUGCGGCCCGAGGACGCCGGGAAGUACAUCUGCCGCGUGACGGAGCGGGAGAAGACGCCGACGGGAGACUUCAUCGACCGCAGCAAGAGGUCCCGGAACGUUCAGAUCACCGUCCAGGCUCUGAAGAGCAACAUCACGGUGCUGCUGUCCAGCAACUCCUCCGAGGUGGUGGAGGGCGAGGUGGUGCAGCUGAGCUGCCUGGUUCACAGCACCACCGGUCCCGUGUCGGUGGCCUGGCAGUGGUGGGACAAGCCGUCGAGCGGCCCGCCUCAGGAGCUGGCCCGGCUGGAGCGGGACGGCACCGUGUGGCACAGCCCCGCCUACAGGGAGCGCUCCAGCUACGGCGAGGUGCGGGUGGAGAAGAGCAGGCCGGACACCUUCACGCUCUCCCUCUACAAUGCCUUGCCUGCGGACGAAGGCCAGUACCGCUGCGUCGCCACCGAGUGGCUGCAGACCGGUACUGAGCCCGAACUCAACUGGGAGACCAUCGGAGAGAGGUCCGCUUCCAAGAGCAUCACCGUGAAGACCGUGGAGUCGUCCUUCAUGGUGUCCGCCUCGUCCCGCACGCCCUCCGUCACCUUCGGAGACUCCUUCGACCUGUUGUGCCUGGUCAAGCCGCGGCACAACCCUCGAGUGCCGGCCUCCGUCACCUGGCGCUUCAUGCCGGCCGACUCGGACGCGGAGGAGGAGGGCGAGUUCCGAGACCUGGUCACCUUCACCCGCGAGGGCACGCUGCAGUGGGGGGAGCAGCGGCUGGGCCUGGGCACCCGCACCACCGUGGACCGCUCGCACUCCAACACCAACUUCCGACUGUCGGUGACCCGGGCCGGGCAGCGUGAGGCCGGGAAGUACCAGUGCACCGCCGUCCUGUGGAGGAGGAACUACGACAACAGCUGGAGCAGAGUCGCCAACCGCACCUCCAACCUGCUGGGCAUCAGCGUGGUGCAGCCAGAGAGCAAGCUGCGCGUGCAGAAGAGCAACCAGUCGCAGGUGCACCUGGAGGACAGCCGCGUCAGGAUCAACUGCUCCAUCUCCUCGCAGACCAGCAAGGACUCCCAGCACGCCGUGCUGUGGUUCGUGCGACGGGCCGGCGGCUCGGAGGACGAGCUGCUGCUGAGGAUCGAGCGCAGCGGCGCCUUCGAGUACGGCGCCUACGCCGAGGAGGAGCGGCUGCGGCGGCGCCUGCAGGCGGAGCGGCUCUCGCCUCGCCUCUUCGUGCUGACCCUCAACCGAGCGGAGAGCGGCGACUCCGGCGCCUACUACUGCCUGGUGGAGGAGUGGCUGAGCGACCCCGACGGAGACUGGUAUCGCCUGGCCCGGGAGCGCUCGGGCCUCACUCAAGUCCUGGUCAAACGGCCCGAUGUGCGGCUGCAGGUGGACGAGCUGGAGUCCAACGUGACGGUCGCAGAGGCCGCGUCCAUCCGGCUGGGCUGCAGCAUCCCCUCCCAGUCCUCCAGGGACUCGCGCUUCUCCGUGUCCUGGUACGUGGAGCGCGGCGAGGACGACGGCGAGGAGCUCGGCCAGCGCGAGUGCGUCUUCUCCAUCGGACACGACGCCAUAUUCGGCAACGGAAACUGCAGCCCCAGAGAAGAGGCGGGUCCCGACUCCCGGCUGCUCUUCCAGAGGACGAGCUCGGACCAGUACAGUCUGACCCUCCAGGGAGCCCGAGCCACCGACUCGGGCCGCUACUACUGCCACGUGGAGGAGUGGCUGCUCAACCCCAGGAACGCCUGGUACCGCCUGGCCGCCAACGACUCCGGACUCACCGUCGUCACCGUGGUGCAGCAGGCUCCCACGGUCCAGUCGGUGGUCUGCUCCAACGUGGCCCUCUUCUACUUCGUCUUCUUCUACCCCUUCCCCAUCUUCGCCGUCCUGCUCAUCGCGCUGCUGACGCUGCGCUACAGGAGCCGCAGCAGCAGCCGCAGCCAGGAGGGCAAGAACGGGGCGCCGCUGCUGUGGAUCAAGGAGCCGCACCUCAGCUACUCCCCCACCUGCCUGGACCCCCCCGCCCUCAGCCUGCACCCCGGCUCGGUCGACUAGACCCGGCCGGGGCCCCUGGAGCCCGGAGACUGCCUGUUCUGUGUUGGUCGCGUCACCUCACCUCUCACCUCUGCCACCCUCUGUUUUCCUCCGCAGCAGGCUCCUCCUCCUGCCUCCUCUGCCGGUCGCCAUGGCGACGCCGGGACUCACCAGAGAAAAGACUCGGGGGCCCGAGCGUGUUGGAGCCGGUGUGGGCCCUGGGGCCUGGAGAGGAGCGGCUGGACCCGCGGCACCAACAGCCUUUCCUCUCCAGGUUUUUUAUUUAUUGUUUUAUACGACUUUGCGCAGCUUUGUACUGUUUUUUUUUUUUUUUUCUCCUGCUGUCAGAGAUGUGUGUUGCCAGGCAACUGCACGUCGUCGUGGAGAUGCCAGUUUCAGAUGGUCUGUGUCCAAACACUGUAAAUCUUACUGUAAAUGAGACGGUGUGGAGGCCUGGGCAGAGGCAGGAGGCUGGCUGACCCCUGCAGCACGAGGAGACCAGCAGGGGGUGCCUCCUGUCCUCCCUCUCCACCUCCCACACCUUUGUUUGAAUGGUUCUCCUCCAUGAAAACAUGGAUUUGUGAGAAGAUGGUGGUGAAGGACCGCCAAGCGGAUUUGGAUUCUGUCUUGUUCCACCUCCUCAGUGGUGUCGUCUUCACACCUCCAACAAACAUCUCAACACUGAGAGGCCACCAACCUUCCUGUGCUCAUGUGGAGCUCCACAGCUGCAGGAAGAGGAGAGUCCUCAACAUGGAGCCGAGCUCCUCUGGGACCAGAACCACCGCAGCCUCAGCUGGUCCCCAUGGAGAGUCUGAGGGGACUCGGACACCUGCUGGACUCCCUGGAUGAGGAGCAGCCGCGUGAAGGUCCUCAGAUCUGGACCUUAAAAACCCAGUCUCUCUAGAGACACACUUUGUAAAAACACUAGACAAACUUCAGAAGCUCUUCAGUGUAGUUUAGAAGUUUGUAACGGUUUGUAAAUGUGCAACACGUCAACAAAAUAUAUUUUACCUUCGGUGUGGAGAAGACGCCGAGUCGGAGGCGUUGAACCGCGUGUUUCUGUGACCCGAGACUGGGCGGCGUCAUGUGCCUCCUCCUGAGGAGCCACGUCUCCAGACCAACUCAGACGUUGGAGUGAAGAGCUGACGUCCGAGCGUGAAGUCUCCCUGCAUGACUGAAGACACUGAAGCAUCUGAAUAUUCCAGACGUGUGUGACUGUCUGUCAGAGCCACUGCUGCAGUGCAUCAUGGGGCCUGGGGUGAUCAGAGUGGAGCUGCAGGUCCGGACCUGGCGCUCUGGCGGCUCUGCCCGCGGCCUCCUCCCUGCUGACGCUGGCCCUCAGAGCCGAUAUGAAAACCUCCGGCCGGGAGGCGCCGGCUGCCGGACUCUGAUGAUGCAUGUGCCGCCUCCAGACUAGCUGUACGGUAGUUUGUGGUGAUGUUUGAUGUAUUUUUAUAUGAUCAUGACUCAGUUUUCUUCUUCUGUUGUGUCCAAUAGUUGUGACCAUUGAAGAGGCACUUUGCUAUCGUCAGUUUAUUGCAAUAAAAUACCUUCAAAACAGGCUGGUGCUUCACUGGCAGAGCAGAGGUGAAACCUGGAGCUUCAGGUGCAGCACUGGAUGGAUGGAUGGGCUUGGUUCACUCACAGCUCAGAUGGAGUCCUGUCCAUUUUCAGACUCACGCGCCCAAAACUCACUGUGUGUCCAGCCUUAUCGAGAGAAUUUCACUUUUUUCAUUUGUCCCAUCAUGGAUGCCGCUCUAGCCACACACACACACACACGUUGGUAUCUCUGUGGGGACCACUCAUGGCAUCACCCUUUCCCCAGACUCAGAAAAACGUUCUUAAUCCCAACAUGUUCGUAACAUCCUCUGUACUCAACAUAUCACAAUAAAAAGUGCAUAAAAAAUCUACACUAAAGAGCUUAGAAACCCUGAGAACAAUGUGCAAGAAAGUGCAGUUCAAGAAGAAUCCUUCUUUGUGAUUUUUUUCAGAGAUGAAUUGUACGUUUUUAUUGCCACAAUUCAUCUCUCCCCCUAAACACAUGGCUCACCUGGACCAGACUGGAACCCAAUUAGUUUGUAAGGUUCAACCCUCAAGUUGAGUCUUAGCCUUGUGGGGUCCGGCCAAAUGCUUUCACAAAGGCAAAAGGUCCUCACAAGGACAGUGUUUUGUCAAAGAAUUGGUCCCCACAAGUGAGGGUACGCACACACAUUGCUGUCUUUGUGGGGACCUCUCCCCCUAAAGUGAUGAUCCAAAACACAUGACUCACCUGAGCCAGGACUCUACUUUUACGGAGGUGUUUAACCCUCUAACCCUUGUGGGGACAGGCCCAAAACGUCCUCACAAGUAGGUCAAGACUUGGCCCCCGCACACACACACACACAGUCAGAGCUGGCGUGUGUUAAAUCGCCGCUCAUGUUUCAGAGGGAACAAAAAUAGCAGCAGAAACAUGAUGGUGACCUCGCUCAAGGUCGUGGCGCUGCAGGCUGUCGGGCGAUGGAGCCUGACCUCUGACCUGGGAACAGACACAGGGGUGUGUUGUCGGAGGAAGAGCGGUUCGUCGGCAG
This is a messenger RNA of Synchiropus splendidus (mandarinfish), 6157 nucleotides long. It is a transcript of the gene igsf3, whose product is annotated as immunoglobulin superfamily, member 3. The transcript is spliced from 9 exons. NCBI's taxonomy places the organism in Eukaryota, Metazoa, Chordata, Actinopteri, Syngnathiformes, Callionymidae. Bases 465 to 3611 code for a protein of 1048 amino acids. The record is from RefSeq and is a predicted model, not a curated record.